AUGGACCGCCCAGACACUCCGUCACGGCCUCCAGACUACUCUCUGCCAUCCUACGACGAUGAGCACGACACCCCGACUGGCAGCUCCAGCAAUCCCGCAGCCAUCCGCCUCCUGACUUCGAUGGAUGAGCCUAUCUCAGAGCCUCGCCCGUAUGUCAAGUUCCCUUCACCAGUUCUAGUUCCUUCUCCUUUGUCUCUCACAAGGUCACCCGCCUACUCCUCGCCUGCUGCGACGCCCGAGCACCUGUCGAAGCUGAAGCAGGCCGAGGAGGGCAAACCCAGGGCACAGGGACAGGCGCCGACGCGCGUCAAGUUUGCAGAUCUCGUUGCAGAGUCGCCAGCAGUGCCAGAGCCAGUCGCUCCAGCAUACCGGCGCAAGGCCGUCCCGGCCCCAUCAGCAAUUCCUGUAGCGAGAGCUUCCACUGUCAAGCUACAAAAGAAAAAGAAGCCAGACCAUGUCACCCAGGCCGAGAUUCUCAGCUCGCUUCCAGUCAUCCCAGAAGGCCCUUCGCCCAGGAAGAGGUCGUUGAAGAAGUCUAUCAGCGACCCGGUCUCCAAAGCACCAAAAGAUACAGCUCAGCCACACAUCAGAAACUCACAUUCUGCCGUCCACAGUAGCCGGCCGAGGGGACGCUCAUACCAGCCGUCUGUCAUUUCAGACCACUCUCGCACGUCGUCCAUCAUGGAUCCUCCGAGCAUGCCUCCCCCGGAUUCUUCUUACUCGGCUUAUCGCCCCCGUGGCGAGUCGAUCUCUCCCACUCGUCCCUGGACCCCCUCACGAUCCGACUUUAGUCGCCCGCCUCCCUCCUCCGCCAACUACGAGCCGUCCGAUCUGAACGGCAGCCCGCGCCCGGGUACCCCUUCGUCGAGAUACGGCGGCAGUCCGCGACGGCCUCUGCCGCCCGCACCGCUCUUCUCUAACCCGGCAGCGCGGGCUUCGCAGGCAUCCCAAGCCACGUUCGCCGACGAUGCAACCGUCUCCAUUCCUCUCGAAGACGGCGACGAUGUCUUUGGCCCCGUCAAGUCUGAUCUUGGUCGCCACUCGUAUGCUAGUGGCUCCGAGGCGACCCUCGAAGAGCAAGACGCGACGGACGCCGACUGGCACGAGAAGGUCGAGCACUAUGGUCCCGCUCCCGAGGGCAUGCAAGAGCGGCGCGGAGUCCGCCCUCCGCAGAUGAGCCGAAAGGAGGUCACCCUUAUCAACGGUGAGCUCGUGCUCGAGUGCAAGAUCCCCACCAUCCUGUACAGUUUCCUGCCCCGCCGCGACGAGAUCGAGUUCACCCACAUGCGCUACACGGCCGUGACGUGCGACCCGGAUGACUUUGUCGACCGCGGAUACAAGCUCCGACAGAACAUCGGCCGCACUGCACGCGAGACGGAACUCUUCAUCUGCAUCACCAUGUACAACGAGGACGAGUUCGGCUUUACGCGCACCAUGCACGCUGUCAUGAAGAACAUCUCGCACUUUUGUGCUCGCAACAAGUCGCGUACUUGGGGCGAGUUCGGCUGGCAAAAGAUUGUCGUGUGCAUCGUCUCUGACGGACGCGAGAAGAUCCACCCACGCACCCUGGACGCGCUGGCCGCUAUGGGCGUGUACCAGCACGGCAUUGCCAAGAACUACGUCAAUCAGAAAGCCGUCCAAUCCCACGUAUACGAGUAUACGACGCAGGUCUCGCUCGACUCCGAUCUCAAGUUCAAGGGUGCCGAGAAGGGCAUCGUGCCCUGCCAGAUGAUCUUCUGCCUGAAGGAGCGCAACCAGCGCAAACUCAAUUCUCACCGGUGGUUCUUCAACGCUUUUGGCAAGGCCCUGAACCCCAACGUCUGCAUCCUCCUCGAUGUCGGCACGCGGCCUACGUCGAACUCGCUGUACCACCUCUGGAAGGCAUUCGAUACCGACUCUAACGUAGCCGGUGCUUGCGGCGAGAUCAAGGCGAUGAAGGGCAAGUUCGGUGCUAAUCUACUCAACCCCCUGGUUGCGUCUCAAAACUUUGAGUACAAGAUCUCCAACAUUCUCGACAAGCCCUUGGAAAGUGUGUUUGGCUAUAUCACCGUCCUUCCUGGUGCCCUGUCGGCCUACCGAUACCAUGCACUGCAGAACGACGAGACUGGCCAUGGUCCUCUCAGUCAGUAUUUCAAGGGAGAGACUCUGCACGGCCAACACGCGGAUGUGUUCACGGCAAACAUGUACCUUGCAGAAGACCGUAUUCUCUGCUGGGAGCUGGUCGCCAAGAGGAAUGAGCGAUGGGUGUUGAAAUACGUCAAGGGCUGCAAGGGCGAAACCGAUGUUCCCGACACUGUCCCCGAGUUCAUCUCGCAGCGACGAAGAUGGCUGAACGGAGCCUUCUUCGCCGCCGUCUACUCGCUGGUUCACUUCAGACAGGUCUGGAACACCGACCACACCAUCGCCCGCAAGGUUCUGCUGCACAUCGAGUUCCUCUACCAGUUGCUGCAGCUGCUCUUCACCUUCUUCUCUCUGGCCAACUUCUACCUCGCAUUCUACUUCGUCGCCGGUGGUCUCGCCGACCCGCUCGUCGACCCCUUCCACGGCGGUGGCAAGUACAUCUUCAACAUCCUUCGAUACGUCUGCAUCCUCCUCAUCUCGACCCAAUUCAUCCUCUCGCUCGGUAACCGGCCCCAAGGUGCCAAGAAGCUGUAUCUCAGCAGUAUGAUCAUCUACGGCGUCAUCAUGGGCUACACGACUUUUGCCUGUAUAUACAUCAUUGUCCGGCAGCUGCUCAACAAGGACGACCCCAACUCGGCGACCAUGGGCAACAACGUCUUCACCAAUCUCAUCGUGUCGACCGUGUCGACCGUCGGCCUCUAUUUCCUCAUGUCCUUCAUGUACCUGGACCCCUGGCACAUGUUCACCUCGUCGGCCCAGUACUUCAUGCUGCUGCCGUCGUACAUCUGCACGCUGCAGGUCUACGCGUUUUGCAACACGCACGACGUGACCUGGGGCACCAAGGGCGACAACGUCAUGAAGACGGACCUGGGCGGCGCCGUGGGCAAGGGCUCGGGCUCGACGGUCGAGCUCGAGAUGCCCUCGGAGCAGCUCGACAUCGACAGCGGCUACGACGAGGCGCUGCGCAACCUGCGCGACCGCAUCGAGGUGCCGGCCCCGGGCACGUCGGAGGCGCAGAUGCAGGAGGACUACUACCGCAGCGUGCGCACCUACAUGGUGCUGCUGUGGAUGAUCUCCAACGCGACGCUGGCCAUGGCCGUGAGCGAGGCGUACGGCGGCAGCCACAUCGGCGACAACUUCUACCUGCGCUUCAUCCUGUGGGCCGUGGCGUCGCUGGCGCUGUUCCGCGCCAUCGGCAGCACGACGUUUGCGGUCAUCAACCUGAUCAACAUGGUGGUCGAGGGCCGGGUGCGCCUGAGCCUCAAGAUGCCCAAGUGGGCGGGCGGGUUCGGCGGCAAGGUCAGCGACAGGCUGAGCAGUAUCGGGAGCAGUGUGAGGAGUUGA
This is a messenger RNA of Thyridium curvatum, 3465 nucleotides long. RefSeq lists its product as uncharacterized. Gene Ontology annotation, molecular function: chitin synthase activity. Gene Ontology annotation, cellular component: cell periphery; cell septum. Bases 1 to 3465 code for a protein of 1154 amino acids. The record is from RefSeq and is a predicted model, not a curated record. The transcript has 2 exons. Lineage: Eukaryota; Fungi; Ascomycota; Sordariomycetes; Thyridiales; Thyridiaceae.